CUAGAAAGCAAGAGGGAUGUACAAGCUCAGAGGGGUCUGAUGUAGCAUUGAAACUUGAUGAAAGGAGCUGUGGUAUUACGGUCCACUUUGGAAACACGUUGAAGUCUGUCCAUUGUGAAAUUGGAUCCAUAAAGAAUAAGAUCUUUGAUUGUGAUACCUGCAUAUAAGAUCUGAACCAAAAAUGUCUUGUAUAGAUCCAUUUCAACACAUUACAGUGGAACACCAGUAUUCGCACAAAUUAACUGUGACGGUAUUGAAAGCCACAAAUGUUACGAAAGGGGCUUUCGGUGAUAUGCUUGACACUCCAGAUCCAUAUGUGGAGCUGUUCAUCCCCUCAGCCCCUGACUGCAGAAAGAGAACGAAACACUUCAACAAUAAUGUGAACCCUGUGUGGAACGAGACCUUUGAGUUUAUUUUGGACCCGAACCAGGAAAAUGUUCUGGAGAUCACAUUAAUGGAUGCCAACUAUGUCAUGGAUGAGACUCUUGGCACAUCAACAUUUCUUAUAUCCUCUCUGAAACUGGGGGAGAAGAAAGAAGUUCCAUUUACUUUUAAUGAAGUCACAGAAAUGAUUUUGGAAUUGUUUCUUGAAGUCUGCUCUUCAACUGACCUCCGGUUCAGCAUGGCUCUGUGUGAUCAGGAGAAGAUGUUUCGACAGCAGCGGAGGGAGAAUAUCAUGCACAAAAUGAAAACUCUUCUAGGAGCAGAAAACAGCAAGAACUUGGCCACUUCCCGCGAUGUAGAUUGGGUGGAAUUCAGUCCAUAUGAGAUUGGUAUGGCGAAGUAUGGCACAUUUAUGCCUCCUGAUUUGUUUGGAAGUAAAUUUUUUAUGGGAACAGUGGUGAAAAAACAUGAAGAAAACCCCCUGCACUUCUUCAUGGGCGUCUGGGGCAGUGCAUUUUCUAUAUUAUUUAACAGAGUACUUGGAGUUUCCCAUUCUCAUAAUAAAGGUCCCACCAUGGAGGAAGAAUUAGAAAAUAUUAGGCUAAAACAUCUUGUGAGCAAUGAUAGUUCGGACAGUGAAGAUGAAUCACAGGGACCAAAAGGCUCUGAAAAUCUUGAGGCUGAAAAAGAACUUCAAAGUAGCAGUCAAGAAAGCUGGGUCCAGCGCAUGCUGAUGGCCUUGGUGGGAGAUAGUUCCCUUUUCAACACCAGAGAAGGGCGUGCUGGGAAAGUACACAACUUUAUGCUGGGCUUGAACCUCAACACAUGGUACCCACUCUCCCCUCUAGCAGGCCUGGGUACUCAGGAAUCUGUGGAGGAGGAUGAAAUGGACACGGCAGUCGCAGAUCCUGAUGAGUUUGAGAGGAUAUAUGAGCCACUAGAUGUGAAGAGUAAAAAGAUUCAUGUAGUGGACAGUGGGCUCACCUUUAACCUGCCAUACCCCCUUAUCUUAAGACCUCAGCGAGGUGUUGAUCUCAUAAUCUCCUUUGAUUUCUCUGCAAGGCCAAGUGACUCCAGUCCUCCUUUCAAAGAAAUUUUGCUUGCUGAAAAAUGGGCCAAAAUGAACAACCUUCCUUUUCCAAAAAUAGAUCCACAUGUGUUUGAUCGAGAGGGCCUGAAGGAGUGCUAUGUUUUCAAACCCAAGAAUACUGAUACAGAGAAAGACUGUCCAACCAUCAUCCACUUUGUUCUGGCAAACAUCAACUUCCGGGAAUACAAAGCUCCAGGUGUUCCAAGAGAAACUCAGAGAGAGAAGGACUUUGCUGACUUCGAUAUUUUUGAUGAUCCUAAUACUCCGUUCUCUACCUUCAACUUCCAAUAUUCCAAUGAAGCUUUCAAAAGGCUUCAUGAUCUAAUGGAAUUUAACACUCUGAAUAACUUAGACGUGAUGAAGCAAGCAAUAGUGGAAAGCAUUGAAUACAGAAGACAGAAUCCAUCCCGCUGCUCUGUGUCCCUCAGCAAUGUUGAGGCAAGAAAAUACUUCAACAAGAACUCUCCAAGCACUAACCAUACAUAGGAUAUGUACUGCAGGUGCCACUCCUUCAAGAAAUUUGCUAAAUCUAUGUAACUGGAUCUGGACAUGCAUUACAACACACCAUUGCUCAGGUGAAGGGGCCAUGUGAAACUGAGGAAAGCAUUUUUUGUGAAAUUUCAUGUUUCACUGUGAUUUGUACUUUUUUACAUUUUUGUUUUGCAUCUACAAACAUUUACAAAAUUCCAGCAUAAAUGGCCAUUUCUUUAUUUUAAAAAAUACAGAAGUGUACAUGCUUUGGAUGCAAAGUAAUUUGGUUCAAAAUGCUCCUAUUUUUGUAAAACAUCUGCCAAUUUCAUGAAUAUUUUCUCUCAAUAUUUUCCAUUUUAAAUGUUUGUUAAAGUGGCGACUGUGCCCGGGUUCCUGGAAGGGCCACACUGAGAAUGCUACAUGCAGGGCAGACUGCAAGGAACAGGAGCAGAC
Molecule: messenger RNA, 2398 nt
Organism: Terrapene triunguis (Three-toed box turtle)
Lineage: Eukaryota; Metazoa; Chordata; Testudines; Emydidae
Product: cytosolic phospholipase A2
Exons: 15
Coding region: 182-1960 (592 amino acids)
Biological process (GO): glycerophospholipid catabolic process
Cellular component (GO): cytosol; Golgi apparatus; endoplasmic reticulum
Molecular function (GO): calcium ion binding; calcium-dependent phospholipid binding
Source: RefSeq, a predicted model, not a curated record